AUGCUGAGAAGGCUGGCAACACAGGCACAGCACCUCUGGGUGCGUAUCGCACCACAUCUGCACUUCAAGAGCUGCAUCCUAGAUGUCUACGCAGAGGUGCUCAAUCCCGAGUUUGAUUUGAAGCUCAUUGAGAUCAACCCCUGGGGCGCUCACUCCGGGUCAGGCAGUUUGCUCUUCCACUGGCUCGACGACGCGGAUAUCCUUGAUCCUCGACAGCCCGAUGGCACGACUACGAUAAGACUCGUAGAAGCUCGCGAGGCGAAAGCCCUCACUCGCGAUGAGGCGUUUCAGAUUGGUCGAGGUGGGAUUAUUGAAGACGAGCUGCGGUGUUUGCGGGAGAGGGGGCUUGAGUGGGUUCUGAAUGAUGAUAGAUAUGCUGAAUUUAUGGCUUUACCUGUGCCGGAUGGGCAGUCUGGCCUUACGACGAGAAAAGAUGGUCUUAAGAUCUUUCGGAAAGGAUUAGUUGGGGAGGUUACGGGGGUGAGGCCGAGGGACCACCCACGAUUUCUCAAGUUGAAAAGGGCGUACGAAGCUACCCGUUGA
Molecule: messenger RNA, 543 nt
Organism: Colletotrichum scovillei
Lineage: Eukaryota; Fungi; Ascomycota; Sordariomycetes; Glomerellales; Glomerellaceae
Exons: 1
Coding region: 1-543 (180 amino acids)
Source: RefSeq, a predicted model, not a curated record